UCCAGGCUUUUAAGUAAAAAAAAAAAGAAACAGUACACUUUGCUACUACUAGGAAGAAGAAUAAACCCAGGUUGUGUUGCCGCUGAAAAUGAACCAAAGUGGCUACUACUACUUAGCUUCGGUAUCAUUGAAGUGAGUGAGUGGUUUCAUGCUCCAAUGGCGGUUCACAACACCAAGCGCGGCGUCGUUGCUCGUUUAACAACCCUAAUCAACUCACAGAGGUUUCUCUCCCAUGUUCCCGAGGAACCAGUGCAGGGUCAACUAUCUCCCAAAACAGGUUCCACUCGCCGAGGUCGUGUUGGCGUCUCAAAAUGGACGAGUUUGGAUGCAGAGAAGCUUGGUAUACCUAGAUAUAUGGUUUCGGACUCAUCUUGGUUUGUACUGAAACUUCUUAAGAGCAAAGGAUUUAAGUCCUACUUAGUAGGUGGGUGUGUGAGAGAUUUACUACUGAAUAGAACCCCAAAAGAUUUUGAUAUCAUCACUAAAGCAAAUCUUGAGCAGGUGAGAAUGCUGUUUCGUAGGGCAGGCGGUGCUGAAGUUGUUGGACGACGCUUUCCAGUAUGCCUGGUUCAUAGAAAAGGUUCAGUAGUAGAGGUAACCAGUUUUGAGACAGUGUCAAUCACUUCUGAAGGGACAGAACAAUUUUUGAAGUCUGUGUUGCCAAAAUGCAGCAAUCGAGAAGGCCUAUUUCUCUUCAAAAACUCUUUGCACAGGGACUUCACAAUUAAUAGUUUAUUUUAUGACCCCUUUGCCAAUAAAGUCUACGAUUAUGCUAAUGGAAUGGCGGAUUUGAGGUCCUUAAAGCUAGAAACUGUGAUCCCUGCUCAGCUGUCCUUUGAAGAGGAUCCUGGGAGAAUUUUGCGUGGCUUCAGAAUUGCUGCUCGUCUAGGUUUAUCAUUAUCAAGGGAGACUGAGGCUGCAAUCUGGACAUGCUCUUCACUAGUUAAGAACUUGAACAAGCAAAAAAUAAUGGUGGAAUUGAACUAUAUGCUGUCUUAUGGAGCUGCUGAACCAUCUCUGCACUUACUCUGGAAAUUCAAAUUGCUUGAAUUUUUACUUCCGCUGCAUGCAGCAUAUCUUGACGAACAAGCAACUAAAGAGGAUGCUCAGGCGUCCAACAUGUUGAUGAAAUUAUUCUUCCAUCUGGAUAAAUUGGUCGGAUGUGAUAGGCCUUCUGAGUGCAAUCUAUGGGUUGGAUUACUAGCAUUUCACCUGGCAUUAGUAGAUCAACCUCAAGAUGCUCUUGUGGUGUCGGUACUUGCUUCUGUUCUAUAUCAUGGGGAGUGGAAAGAAGGGGUUAAAUUUGCUAAAAAAUGUGCAGACAUGUGUGUUAGUUUUGCACCUGAAAUAAAGAGCCCCAGUAUAUACGAUUCAGAUGAAGAAAUUGCAAAAGAAGUCACUAAAUUGGCACAUUUGGUGAUGGGCUCCAUAUCUGCACUGGUCGAGGAUAAAAUUCUUACUUAUUUCCUGUCUAGAUACCCACAUUUUCCACGCUCUGGCAUGGUAUUUAUACCAAAGAAAACAGGGAGAAGUGUUUGUGCAAUUUUCAAAAUGCUGCUGGUCAACGAUAUCAAACUAUAUAAGAGUAAAAGAAAAGGUUCUAAGAUAAAUUACACCAUGCUUCGGAGCGGUGAUAUUUCAGAAGUUGGAUUUGUUCUGGGCAAAAUUGUUCUUGAAACUAUGAACAGUGGAAUUGUUGGGGACAGGGAUGAUUUUGAGGCUCAACAAUGUCAUCUUAAGACUGAGGCCCCCAAGGAAAUUAGCCAACUCUCGGAUCUAGUAAACCAUCACUUGGUGGCAAAGAAAGGUAAAAGACAGGUUUUAUCGACACCAAAUCCAGAACGUAGGCAACAACAGAUCAAGAAACAGAAUUUUUUUGAGAAUAGAUGUAAUGCUAAGCAGAAAAUGGGCUCAGAGAACCAUGAAUUGCUUGAGGAAUUUGAGUACAAGAAAACCAAUGAAGAGCAUCAAAAGCUAUACCAGAAGGUUGAUCAAUCUAUGACGACGGAUUCGCUGGCUAAAAAGAAAAAUAGUCACAGAAAACAGCUGAUAAAUGAUAGGAAGAAGAUUGUCAGCCCCGGUGUAAGUUCUUCAGACCAAGGCAGGCAUUUAAAGAUGGAAGAACACAAUACAUGUUCGCCAUCACAAUCUACCGUGUCUAAGAUUCAUGAGGUGAUAGACAAUAACUGCAAUUUAGAUACUACAAAUGAGUCCGGCCUAAAGAAGAGGAAAAACCAUUUAUCAAUUGAUGAAGUCUUCAACAAGAAAGAAAGACAGCAAUCACAUAAAAAGAGUGAGCGAAGUUUUCCUUCACUCUCCAGUCUCUUCAAGAAAUGAAUUAACAUUUUUUAUCGCAGAAGAUAAUCUAUUUCCUUCAGCACAGUUGAGACAAAGCGUAUCUUUUCACUGCAUAAGAAGCAGAAUGUAUUCUUGAUAUGCUAUUGGCCAAUUAAUUUGAUUGAAUGAAUUAAUGUGUUUGUAUUUGUGGACGAUGAAAUAAUUCCAAAUUACUUUUAGAAAUAAAAUUAAAAUGGACAGAAAA
Molecule: messenger RNA, 2542 nt
Organism: Lotus japonicus
Lineage: Eukaryota; Viridiplantae; Streptophyta; Magnoliopsida; Fabales; Fabaceae
Exons: 14
Coding region: 157-2337 (726 amino acids)
Biological process (GO): RNA processing
Molecular function (GO): nucleotidyltransferase activity; RNA binding
Source: RefSeq, a predicted model, not a curated record